AGGCAAUGGAUAAAACAAACCACUCUGCAGUGUCUGAAUUUGUGUUCCUGGGACUCUCCAAUUCAUGGUCAGCCCAGCUACUCCUUUUCCUCUUCUCCUGUGCAUUCUAUGUGGCUAGUGUGAUGGGAAACUUACUCAUUGUGCUAACUGUGACCUCAGACCCUCGUUUGCAGUCACCUAUGUACUUUCUACUAGCCAAUCUUUCCUUCCUCGACCUGAUAUUUUGCUCUUCCACAGCACCCAAGAUGAUAUAUGACCUUUUCAGAAAGCACAGAACCAUCUCUUUUGGGGGCUGUAUCACUCAGAUUUUCUUCAUCCAUGCAGUUGGGGGCACUGAGAUGGUGCUGCUCAUAGCCAUGGCUUUUGACCGAUACGUUGCCAUAUGUAAGCCUCUACACUACCUGACCAUCAUGAGCCCACAAAGAUGCGUUUUGUUUUUGGUGGCUUCCUGGAUCAUUGGCUUCAUACACUCUGUAGCUCAGUUGACUUUUGUGGUAGACUUGCCCUUCUGUGGCCCUAAUGAAUUAGACAGCUUUUUCUGUGACCUUCCUCGGUUUAUUAAACUUGCCUGCACAGACACCUACACGUUGGGAUUCAUGGUUACUGCCAAUAGUGGGUUUAUUUCUGUGGCCUCUUUUUUGAUUCUGGUCAUUUCUUACAUAUAUAUUUUGGUGACUGUUCAAAAGAAAUCUUUGGGUAGUUUAUCCAAGGCCCUCUCCACUUUGUCAGCGCAUGUCACAGUGGUUGUUUUGUUCUUUGGACCACUAAUUUUCUUCUAUAUUUGGCCAUUUCCAACAUCGCAUCUGGAUAAAUUUCUUGCCAUCUUUGAUGCAGUUAUUACUCCUUUUCUAAAUCCAGCAAUCUACACACUCAGGAAUAAAGAGAUGAAGGUGGCAAUGAAAAGACUAUGCACUCAGUUUAUGAACAAUAGUAAAAUCUCUUAAAUGUAUUGGAGAUACAUAAAACCACA
Nannospalax galili (Upper Galilee mountains blind mole rat) is the source of this 970-nucleotide messenger RNA. RefSeq names its product olfactory receptor 4F6. Gene Ontology annotation, cellular component: membrane. Gene Ontology annotation, molecular function: olfactory receptor activity; G protein-coupled receptor activity. Gene Ontology annotation, biological process: G protein-coupled receptor signaling pathway. The transcript has a single exon. The coding region runs from base 6 to 944 and encodes 312 amino acids. Lineage: Eukaryota; Metazoa; Chordata; Mammalia; Rodentia; Spalacidae. The record is from RefSeq and is a predicted model, not a curated record.